UCCAGUCCUUCCCCCUCCCUCAGUCGCUCAGUCCCUCUCUCUCUUGCUAGCUGGAAUACCGGUGAGAGUCCUGUUGCUGUCCUGUCCUUGCCUGCGCCUUCCUCCUGAUUUUUACUCCACUCAACUCUUCUUCUCUUUCUGGUACUACACCAAGUAUGGAGAAUAACCAGUCCACUGAUCUCAAACCUGAACACCAAGCACUCCCUCCUGCAAAUAGCACUUCAACAUCACCUAAUCAGAAUGGCCUUGAGAAACAAGACUGUGAGAAAUCCUCUCCCACACCCCAGCCCCCAGAGAAUGAAACAAGUGUUCAGCCUGAAACAACAGUUUGUGACAUAUCUGAAGAGCUGAGCCGACAGCUGGAGGACAUUAUUAAAACCUAUGGGUCUGCUGCUAGUCUAGUGGAGAAAGAGAGAGCUGCUAAAGGAACUGACAGGUCUGAGAAGGGAGAAUCAUUCAAUAACGAGGACGGAGACUAUGACGAUGCAAAUGACGAGAGCGAGAAAGAGCAGAUAGCUACCGGGGAUGCCUCGGGAGCAAAGGAAUCCAGCAUAAAUAAGGAGCAAAAACUGGAAAAGAAAAUCCUGAAAGGGCUAGGGAAGGAAGCCACGCUGCUGAUGCAAAGCUUGAGCAAGCUGAGUACGCCAGAAGAGAAGCUGGACAUGUUAUUUAGGAAGUAUGCUGAGAUGCUGGAAGAACAUCGUGCUGAGCAGAAAAAGCUGAAGUAUCUACAGAAGAGACAGGCGCAGAUCAUCAAAGAGAAGGACCAGCUGCAGAGUGAGCACAGCAGAGCCAUCCUUGCCCGAAGCAAACUUGAGAGUCUCUGCCGGGAGCUCCAGAGACACAACAAAACCCUCAAGGAGGAAACUCUUCAACGGGCCCGGGAGGAAGACGAGAAGAGAAAAGAGAUCACUAAUCAUUUCCAGGGCACACUGAGUGAUAUCCAGACUCAGAUUGAGCAGCAAAGUGAAAGGAACAUGAAACUAUGCCAGGAGAACACAGAGCUGGCCGAGAAACUGAAAAGCAUCAUUGAUCAGUAUGAACUCAGAGAGGAGCAACUUGAUAAAAUAUUUAAGCACAGAGAACUUCAACAGAAACUGGUGGAUGCCAAGUUGGAGCAAUCACAGGAAAUGAUGAAAGAAGCAGAGGAGCGACAUGAACGAGAAAAGGAAUACCUACUGACUCAAGCUGCAGAAUGGAAGCUCCAGGCAAAAAUGUUGAAGGAACAGGAGACUGUACUACAGGCCCAGCUCACCCUCUAUUCUGAAAGGUUUGAAGAAUUUCAGAAAACACUGACAAAAAGCAAUGAGGUGUUCGCCAGUUUCAAACAGGAGAUGGAAAAAAUGACAAAGAAGAUGAAGAAGCUGGAAAAGGAUACAGCUACAUGGAAAGCCAGGUUUGAGAACUGUAAUAAAGCUCUAUUGGACAUGAUUGAAGAGAAAGCAAUGAGGGCUAAGGAGUACGAGUGCUUCGUGCUGAAAAUCCAGAGGCUAGAGAACCUUUGCAGAGCGCUGCAGGAAGAGAGGAAUGAACUGUACAAAAAAAUAAAAGAAGCAAAAUUCACUAACGAGGAAGAGGAGGGUGAGGAGGAUAGAAAUGAUGACAUCUUGGGAAAAGAGGCUGAUGCAAGUCCUUCCGUUACUGAACAGGAUAGUGCAGAGCUGUCCAUGAUUGAUGAGAACAUCCUGAAGAAUCUAGCUGCAGCAUUCAUGGUGACCCAUCACGUGCAGGAUCCCCUCACAGUCUCCAGUGAGACCAGUAAUCCAGAGCCGGCUAACCCUCAAGCAUGCAGUCCUCUUUGUCUCACAGAGCCAGGGCCUCCUUCCCAUCCCACCCCUCAGCCAGAGGCAGGGAAUCCCUCUGGGCAGCUGAGUCUUGCUCUGAAGUCCACUGAAUGUGUGCCAAAGGCUGAAAAAUUUGAAGGCACGCCAGCAGAGCAGCCCACGCAGCAAACAGGAGAUGCUGACAUGGAAGGAGUAGAUUAAAAGUAAUGCUGUUUUCUGGCUUGUCUUUCUGUCAGUCACAGCUCCAUUUUCUCCCAAAACUGAUUUUCUGAAACAAAAAAAAAAAAAGGGGGGUUGAAAACAUGCUCAAAUGUGUUUUAUAAGGGUGUGUAAUGCAUCUUACCUCUUCGCCACCACCCCACACUAAUAAUGGGUUUGCUAUUUUGGCUGUCCCUGACAUACGCAAAGCAUAAUAUUUUCUUAAUGUCAGCAAAAUAUAACAAUUACAAGAUCUUCUUUCCAGGCAUAAUGAGUCAUCUCACUCGACAAAAUCCAGGCAAAGUGUUGAGGUUUCAUGUUUUAAGAAUUGCUGCAAUACGGAUACACAUUUUUUAAAGCUAUAUAAUUAAAUAUAUCAAUUUGGCUUGAUGGUGCACAAAACAUGCCCUGUUUAGAAGCCAGGUGAGCUUAAUAAAUGAGGUGAUGAGGAUUUGUGAUCACAGCAGAAGCACUGAUAGGGUAAACUGAAGCCAUUAAGAAAUACAAUAAUGGCACAUUUUUGCAAAAGUUACCUGCACAAAUCACUAACUUGUUAUUGGAAAUUUUGUAUCUAAACACCCACACACAACUCCAAACAUCUACCCCUAACUGCCAUCUCUGUUCAGUGCUGUGAUUGUGUCAUUACUUUCAACAGAACCAUCGUGAAAGGGGAAAUUUCUUCGCAAGAUGCCUCCUAAUAUUGCUGUUUUAAUCUUUAGGGGCAGAUCCUGGCUUUUAAGCAACAGCCCUGCCUCAGCAGGAGCACCAGAGAUUGUGUCUCAGGCAGGUAUACUCUCUCCCCAUAUUUCUCUUUGUGCACAGGUGGUGUACAGUCUGCUCUGUCCAGAGAUUGCUCCCAGAAGCAUAAACCCGGGUGUUUAAGCUCGUGCAGUCAGGAACGGGAGCUGAGCUAUGCUGCUUCCUCUUCACUCCCUUUUUGGUAUCCUGCUCCUCAGAGUGGAACAAAAGCAAACAAUCCCUGUGCUCCCCUGAGUGCCAGGAAUGUAGAACAUAGGAGAGGAAGGAUUGCUUGUGCUCCCCUACCCAUCUGCAAGCCCACUCAAGGGCCCCUCACACUCUGGUCCUCACUAUUUUAGCCAGCUUCUGUAUGUCAUCAACUUGUUUUUAGAGUCAUGAGCAAAAGGGGGAGCUUGUAGGGCAUUCAGCAGGGAAUGUCAGGAGUUUUGUUUGAUGGAGAGUCCUAAUCUGCCCUGCCUGCCCUUUGCUAGAAUCCCUCUCUCAUCCCCAGCAUGCAUCCUCUGCACUUAAUCCAGUGGGCAGGGAGCCGUAGUGGGCCAGUCUGUAUUCUGCUAUGGUUUCAUGACUCUCUGGGGAUAUUAGUUGGCAGUUCCUCCAUGGAGCAAUGAGCACAGGCAUGUAUUUGGCACAGUUCAUGGAAUCCCAUGACACCUGUCCUAUCUGUGGCAAGAAGGAGACCUUGCGUCACAUCUAUGUAGAGUAUGUCAGGCUGCAGCCAUUCUUCCGGCUCCUUCAGAAUCUUUUACUGAGGUUUUGGCUGCACUUUUCCCCUCACCUGUUUAUCUUUGCACACCUUAUCCAUGGUCCCAGGAUGUCGCGAGAUCUCCCCAUCAACCUGCUCCUGGCACUGGCCAAAAUGGCCACCAUCAAACCAGGAGGAGAAAGCUUGGUGGGGCAGGAGAAGCACUCGGCAACUUUGGGGCCUAUUUUUGGUCCCUUAUCAAAUCAUACCACUGGUAUGAUUCCUGUGGGUGGUAUCCACUGACUCCUUAGACAUCUUUAAGGAGUGGUGGACACUGUCAGGGUUCUCUGCUUUGUAUCCCCUUCUGAAUCCCUGAUUUUUAACCUUUGACCUUCACUCCCAUUGCUGUUUUCUAAUUCGUUCUCCCACGUAAUCAUUUGAGGCCUGGGCUUAGUGGUUCCUCCCCCACCAGGGGGCAGGCCUUUAACUAUGGUUGGGACUAGGCCUGCCAUUUUUAAGAACAUAAGAACGGCCAUACUGGGUCAGACCAAAGGUCCAUCUAGCCCGGUAUCCUGUCUUCAGACAGUGGCCUAUGCCAGGUGCCACACAGGGAAUGAACAGAACAGGUAAUCAUCAAGUGAUCUAUCCCCUGUCGCCCAUUCCCCGCUUCUGGCUACCACAAUAGGCACACUUAAUCCAGAGCCCACCAAUCCCAGUACCCACAAUAGGAAUACUUAGUCCAGGCCUUCAUGCUACCAGUUCCUGGUCUGACUAUCUCAACACUGUGAAAAAGCCACUAAUAUGAGAACAGAAGUCCAGAAGUUAGAAAGAGAAAUGUUACACACAAACAACCCAGCCAUACAUACGAACACUGAGAAACCCUCAAAUGCUCUAGAAAAUCAUACAUGCAGAUUUAAAUUGAAAUAUUGGUGACCUAGGCGGAAAGAUGUCAUUUGUCAGAUACUGUGAUCACAAAAUUCUUGUUCCAUUUCACCCAAAAAUGAGUCUCCAUUUUUAAUCCUCAUUCAUUCCCAAAGAGAUCAUUCAGCCCGGUUAAGACAAUAUAAUUUUUUUCAUUAUUUUCACUGUUUGGUACAAUCUUUUGGAAAGUUAUCUGUUGCAGUAUUCACAGUAUGAUUUGUGACAGUUGUUUGUUCUGGGGUUGGCCUUAUCCAUUAUGGCUAAAAUUUUUAAAAUUUAGAUGCCUCAAGUUAGGCACUUCCUUUUAUAUUUAAGCACCUAAAUUUUGGUAAUCUCCUCUGAAAAUCAGGCCGCUUAGGUGCCUAGCAUUGAAACUUUUAGCCUAUACAUUAAUUGUUUCAAUUGUUGAAAAUCUAUAAUCAUGUGGUUUACUUUCUUUAGGUUCCAGUGAUUUUGUGUCUAUAGAAGCUGAGUAUAAAUUUGAAGCAU
This is a messenger RNA of Chelonia mydas (Green sea turtle), 4833 nucleotides long. It is a transcript of the gene TXLNB, whose product is annotated as taxilin beta. Bases 156 to 1985 code for a protein of 609 amino acids. The transcript is spliced from 10 exons. Gene Ontology annotation, molecular function: syntaxin binding. NCBI's taxonomy places the organism in Eukaryota, Metazoa, Chordata, Testudines, Cheloniidae. The record is from RefSeq and is a predicted model, not a curated record.